CAAAUCUACUCCAAGAUAAGGAUUUGGUGGCGCAGUAGUUACUUCAGCCCUGUCACUUCAACAUACCUCCUCGCACAGCGGGCCUGAAGAUGACGUUGUUAAGGUGCGUCUGUGUACUACUGGUCGUGCAUGCUUGUACUGGGUACCUGUUCUUCCAAGACAGAAUACCAAAUGGCGACAGUGUCCCCCACCCAUGCAAACCCAACUACAUAUGGAAAGGUGUCGGCCAUAUGAGAGCGGUGGGGGGAGGGUUGAAAAAUCCAUUUGGUCUCGACUUUGCACGUUACAAGCAGUGGACGCCUGAACUGUGCAUGAUGGACUCGGACGGAGAUGGUUUGACCAAUGGUCAAGAGUUAGGUGAUCCAGAUUGCACGUGGAAAGAAGGGUCCUUUCCGAAACGGACUACAAUGCUAACCCAUCCAGGUAUAUGCGACCCCUGGGGAAGCGAGAAAUGUGCAGCGGAAAACGCCAAGGUGGACUGUUCCACGGGGGAGUUCAUCUGCGACGCCAUUCAGAGCCCAGACGUGUUCAACGUCACGCUGAGAUUUCCACCCACCAAAGUCCCAUCUGACGACAGUAGCUUGUUUUGUAUGACGUUCGAUCUGGACAUGUUGGAUUUGAGUGAGGAAUAUCAUCUGGUUGCAUUCAAGCCCUUCAUCGAUAACGCCUAUGUGAUGCAUCACACCGUACUGAACGGAUGCGGGCCCUAUGCCGCACCUGUAGCUAAACCCGAGAUGUGCAAUAUGCCUGGCGCACAGUGUCAGCAGUACCUGGCUAUUUGGUCGUUGGGGAUCACGGGAGAUUGUGUACACAAGGAUGCAGGGUUUAAGAUUGGAGGACCAAAUGGAAUAAAAAAACUAACUAUGCAGCACCACUGGCUCAACCCAGAGCUACGAUCAGACUACGUGGACUCCUCAGGUAUGACGCUGUACCUGACCAGGAAGAUGAGGAAGUACAAUGCUGGUUACGUCCACACGGGGGAGAUCCACCUCAACAUCCCCCCGGGCCAAACUAGACACGUGACCAAAUCCACCUGCUCCUCGGCGUGCACCAAGAAGAUCAUCAAGACUCCCGUGUACUUAAUGACGGGCCGAAACCAUAUGCAUUACGUCGGUUAUGCUGGAAGAGUUGAGCACUUUCGGAAUGGAGAGAAAAUCGGCGUCCUCACUCCUGACGAGGUGUACAGUUACAGCAAUCCUCAUGUUUAUGAAUAUAAACAGCCUUAUGAACUCUUGCCUGGAGACGUCCUUGAAACUACGUGUGUCCAUAGAACAACAUCAAGGUCUACGACGACCUUGUUUGGAGACGCUGCCUACGACGAAAUGUGUCUUGGGGUAUUCACAUUCUUCCCAGCAGAGAGUAUCACCCACGACUCCUGUUACACGUGGAAGGACUUGGAGCUGUGCUAUGUGGAGAAUGCAGCCAUCCACGGCUGCGAGUACACCAUGAUCUUCAACGCCACACACCCAACCAGGAAGUCACUCCUGGCAAAGGUGCUCAGCAGCUGCAACUACUUUGGCGAAUGUCGCAGUGAAUGUCCCGCAGCUAUUGCAGAGGUUAGACAGCAUCCAUGCUUCAACGAACAGGUUGGGCCGUACAUGAUGGACCUCUUGAGGGGCCUCCACCCCAACAUGGACAUGGUGAAAUUCCUCGCAGCCAUGGAUUCAUGCGAAUGUCGCAAAGACCCCCCAGGUGUCACCGUCUUCCCGCCCACCAGCAGUGCGGAGCAAUUGGGGCCAGCCAUCGUUGUCACAGCUCUCCUGGCUGUCACGCUACUCGCAAUUUAAACCCUGACCUCUUAAAGCAACAGUAACUGGAGCAUUUGGUAGCCAUGUCCGUUUUGCAGAAACAAAAGAAUUAUGCAGUGUAUUAAGUCUCCAUAAAUACCCUGGACCCAUACCCUAACAUAACUUCGUUUCGAAAAUGGAAUUACCUAAUCUUAUAUUGUCUUUCCCCUCGUUGACCCGUGAAGAUCCGGGGUAGAAUAAGUCUUCAGAAACCCAUGCUUGCUUUAAAAGGUGACUAUGCUUGUCGUAGGAGGCGACUAACGGGAUUGGGUGAUCAGACUCGAUAACUUGGUUGAAGCAUGUCAUCGAUCCCAAUUGCGAGGAUCGAUGCUCAUGAUUUCAACCACUGAAUUGUCUAGUCCCGACUCGAAUAUUUACAGACCGCCGUCAUAUAGCUGGGAUAUUGCGGAGUGCGGCGUAAAACAACAAACCAACCAGCCAACCAACAACUUUCCCCUCUUUGCACAUAAUUUCUUCAGCACAUGAGUGUUCUUUGAUUGACAUGUUGUUCCUUCAAUUCGGUCCCAAAACCAAGCUUUGCUAGCGAAUGUGACCAGGGCAAUUAUCGUAAGGGAAUGUAGAUAUAAUACACUGGAUUAUCGAGGAUGCAUUAUGUGAGAGAGUAUAGUUUUACACCGCUUUUAGCAAUAGUGCAGCAAUAUCAUAAUGGGAUACAACAGAAAUUGGCUUCACACAAUGUACCCAUGUUGGGAAUCGAACUCGGUCCUUUGGCGUGUCGAACGAGCGCUUUAAUUAAUAGGCUACCCCAACGCCUCAUGUGUGCACUAGAGAUUGUCUAGAUGAAUUCCUAUGAAGACAGAUUUCCACAUGUUGGAUUGUGUGGACAAUUUUGAUUGAAAGAUUUUUUUCCAGUAAAAUUAGAUGUGGAAAUUUCUUUUGUGGACAUAUUGCCUUCAUGAAAAACUAACAAACUAACCAUUUCCUCCGGAUGUAUAAUUGUCCUUUUUAUCUUAAUGUGUCUAGAACGCAUUUAACAGGAAUAUAUAUGUACAUUUCAAUAGUUAGAAAUGUUGCAAUUAUGUAAUUUAACCCUCUAAAAAGCAUCAAUGCCAGGUAUGCAUACACAUGUAUUCAGAAUUAAAGGAAUCAGAGUACAGAGUACAGAGGCAAAGAAUACUUGCACAAAUUAGUUACUUGAAGACAAAUUCUUCAUAUCCCCCGCCCUUUUUAAUACAUGUAUGUCGGACUCCAUAAAAUCACAAUAUACAUAUUUCAGGCGAUUAUGCUUGUCGUAAGGCGCGAUUGACGGGAUCGGGUGGUCAGACUCGCUGACUUGGUUGAGGAAUGCCAAUGAUGUCAAUCACUGGAUUGUCUGGUCCAGACUUCAUUAUUUACAGACCGCCGUCAUACAGCUGGAAUAUUGCUGAGCGCGGCGUUAAACAACAAACAAACAUAUCUCUGCUAAAAGCAGAUACAAUUGUACGAUUCAGAACGUAUCAUGAGCAUGUGUUUAUGAAUUACUAUCAGAUUAUGACGGUACCAGGUGUUACCGAAAAGGUGAGCGUACCCAUUCGUGACAUUCGUCACAAAUACAUGUAAAGGCAAGUCAAUUGUUCACCUGAAAACAACCACGGGAACCCAUGGUACAACAAGUCAAACUAGGGAAUUGCAUCGGGCAUACAUUUUUGUCACUGAUUCGAUUAAUUUGGAAAUGUCCUCUUAAAACGUUUUAAAAGCUUGCCUGUGGAUGUCAUAACCUUGAUCAAACAACGUUUGAGUGAGAGUCGUAUGACGUUGUUUGACAUCCUCGAAGAAAGGGUCAUCUAUUUCUAGUUCAGGCGGUUAAAUCGCUGGAAGGGAAUAAGCUAUAACGAAAGUCAUUGUGUUAAUGAUUGUGGUUAAUCUUUGAGACGGGGAUUAGCUAGACCAAGCAAAGUAUCUCCCUUUGUACGGAUUUGAAAAGCAUACUAAACAUACCUCCAGACACAAUCAAAGCUUCCAGAAAGUUGAUCUUCUCAAUGGAGUCCACAAUUGCCAGGUGUCCUCCAAAUGAUGACAUGCAGUUUAUCCUAGCCGACCCGUGAAGAUCCGGGGUAGAAUAGGUCUUCAACGACCCAUUCUUGCCGUAAAAGGCGACUAUGAGGCGUAAGAGGCGAUCGGUUGGUCAGGCUCGCUUAGUUGAUGCAUGUCAUCGAUCCCAAUUACGUGGAUCGAUGAUCAUGAUGUCAAUCACUGGAUUGUCUCUUCCAGACCUUUUUUUUACCGACCAUAUAGCUGGAAUAUUGCUGAGUGCGGCGUUAAACAACAAACAAACAAAUAUCAGCUUGUGAAUACGAGAGCCAUUAUAAUAAGGUUACUACGUCAAUGCUUUAAAAACCUUCUCUAACAUUUGUUCGUAAUGGUACUUUUCAAUAUUCAAAAUGGCACUUUUCAUGUGAUAUAAAUGUUGUUUUUCAAACUUUAAUUAUAUUCACAACAACAUAGAAAAUAAAUAAACUAUUCAUGAAUAGAUGCAUGAUUUUUCGUUUAA
This is a messenger RNA of Haliotis rufescens (red abalone), 4278 nucleotides long. RefSeq lists its product as uncharacterized. The coding region runs from base 90 to 1787 and encodes 565 amino acids. The record is from RefSeq and is a predicted model, not a curated record. Gene Ontology annotation, molecular function: copper ion binding; dopamine beta-monooxygenase activity. NCBI's taxonomy places the organism in Eukaryota, Metazoa, Mollusca, Gastropoda, Lepetellida, Haliotidae. The transcript has 11 exons.